Messenger RNA from Poecilia reticulata (guppy), 3716 nucleotides. RefSeq names its product dihydrolipoyllysine-residue succinyltransferase component of 2-oxoglutarate dehydrogenase complex, mitochondrial-like. The record is from RefSeq and is a predicted model, not a curated record. Gene Ontology annotation, molecular function: dihydrolipoyllysine-residue succinyltransferase activity. Gene Ontology annotation, cellular component: mitochondrion; oxoglutarate dehydrogenase complex. NCBI's taxonomy places the organism in Eukaryota, Metazoa, Chordata, Actinopteri, Cyprinodontiformes, Poeciliidae. Gene Ontology annotation, biological process: tricarboxylic acid cycle.
AGCCGGAAAAGAGUGGGAAAAUGUGAUAAUUAACAAUGUGAUGCUUCGUUAUGAACAUAAGCAUUUUUAUUCGUCAUACUCACCAAGCCAGAGUCGUAAUAAAGAACUGAUGGCGGACCUGAGAGGUGCACUAAGAGAUCCCAGAGGGUUUUGAAGCUCGCAGGAGGAUGGGACAAUUAUUUAUCUGUAGUGAAUCUGCUAAAAGCCCCUCAAAGAGCUGGAGGUGUGGUCUAACACACGCCUGACACACAUAGACCCACCUCCAAAAAAAAUGAUCCUUGGAUUCAAUUAUUACAUUUUUAUACUUUAUUUGCAUUUUGUUUGUUUUAUAUUAAAACGGGUGUCUGAAAAAGAAACCAAAGAAAUCAGAGAAACUUAAGAAAUCAGAGAAAAUGAUGAUUUCUUUGACCAAUCACCUUAUUUUGUUAUGGUGCACAUUUGUAUUCAGCCCCUUUUGCUCUGGACUCAUAAUUGAAAUCCAUUUUUUUUUAAAAGCCUUCAGAAGUCACAAGAUUAGCAACAAAAAAAAAAAAGUCAAUCUGUGUAUAACAUUAUAUAAGUUUUGAAAAAAGUUUUUCUGCAAACGUAGAUGUUUGUAAUCAUCUAAGAAAGCAAGAAAGUUGCCCAUGAAGCCCAGGAGGAAAUGUGGCUUUCAUGGACGAGUGACAAAAAGACGGAACUCAAGUAUGUGGAAAACACUUCUCCAGCCAGAGACCAGAUUGUUAUUUUAUGACCUACAUGUACAGGAAAAGUAACCUUGUGUGUAACUCUACGUGCACAAUCGCAAUGGUGAAACAUGGCGAUGGCAGCAUCUUUCUGUGGGGAGACUUUAUUCUGUAAGGGAGAGAGCUUGCAUCUAUAAGCUUAUUGUUGAUGCAAAGAUGACUGGAGCUAAAUAGUGACUGGUGAAGGUUGAUGCAUCAAAUUGUUCGGAUCUGUGAACUGUAUUGAGUAGAUAUAGUUUUUAACUCAACCAUCAAGUACAAUAAGAUAUUUUACUCUGACAGAAGGAAAGCAACUAAAAUCAUUUUAAUAUAAAUAUAAGUGUGGUGUUCCACAAGGCCCAGCGCUUGGGCUGCUGUUGUUUCUAUUAUCCAAUGUACAUUUUCCUUCUACCAACAGAUUUGGUGAUUCUUAAACCAAACCUAACUAUUAACUGCUAUGUUAAAAUCAUAACUGGGAUAAAAACACAGGAGCAGGAAUGCCGAUCUUGGUAUAAAAAGAUGGUUCCGUCUGAGGUGGGGUGCGAUUGAUAUCUACUCCCGUACCGCCCGCUCUGUGCUGCGGUCCCUCCACUCCUGGGCGAGCUGCGGUGGUCCCUCCCCGUGGGAGCGCCGCUGUGCUGCGGGGGCGUGAGGUACAGCUCGCUUCCUUCUCCCCGUUUCCUUCAGCUUCCACAAACAGGGCAAUAAAGGUGGUCUCCUGCAACCGAGAUGCUGUCACGGUCCCCGUGUGUUUACCGCACGCUGAGUCGGUCCCUGUCAGCGGCGAGCCAGGUUUAUAAUUUGGGUAUUCAACAAAGUUUAUCGGGUCACUCAAUCUGCAGCCAAUUCGUUUACAGGAAAUCUCAGCUGCGUAGAUAUCUGGCCCCAUCAAAUGCAUUCCUCUGCAGGUACUUUAGGACGUCUGCCGUUUGCAACGACGAAUUGGUCACAGUCAACACGCCUCCAUUCGCCGAGUCAGUCACAGAGGGCGAUGUAAGGUGGGAAAAAGCGGUGGGUGAUUCGGUAGCAGACGACGAAGUGGUGUGUGAAGUCGAGACCGACAAGACGUCAAUUCAAGUCCCAACUCCUGCAGCUGGUGUGAUCGAGGAGCUGCUGAUCCCUGAUGGAGGGAGGGUGGAAGCAGGAACUCCGCUGUUCAGACUACGGAAAGGAGCUGCUCCAGCUGCCAAAGCUGCUCCUUCUGCAGCUACAGAGGACAUCCCUCCACCUCAGCCGUCCACUUCUGCUCCACUGCCACCACCGCCUGCUCCAUCCCCGCCUGUUUCUGUUGCCAAACCCAGUCCUGCACCACCCGCUCCUCCAGCAGCAGGAGUCAGAGGAGAAAACAGGGUGAGGAUGAGCCGAAUGAGGCUGAGGAUUGCUGAGAGACUGAAGGAAGCUCAGAACACCUGCGCCAUGCUGAGCACCUUCAACGAAAUAGACAUGAGUAACGUCAAUGAAAUGAGGAAACUCUACAAGGAGGCGUUCCUGACGAAGCACAACGUCAAACUGGGUUUUAUGUCUGCUUUUGCUAAGGCGGCUUCACAUGCUCUGAUGGAUCAACCCGCCGUCAACGCUGUUAUUGAUGAAGCGACCAAAGAGAUCAUCUACAGGGACUAUGUGGACAUCAGCAUCGCUGUGGCAACUCCAAAGGGACUUGUAGUGCCGGUGCUACGAAAUGUGGAGUCCAUGAACUACGCUGAGAUCGAGAAAACCAUAAAUGCUCUGGGAGAAAAGGCUCGUAAAAACGAGCUUGCGGUUGAAGAUAUGGAUGGAGGAACGUUCACCAUCAGCAACGGCGGCGUGUUUGGCUCCUUGUUCGGCACACCCAUCAUCAACCCCCCUCAGUCGGCCAUCCUCGGCAUGCACGGCGUCUUCGACAGACCUGUGGCCAUCAAUGGACAGGUCGAGGUCCGACCCAUGAUGCACGUGGCGCUGACGUACGACCAUCGGCUCAUCGACGGCAGAGAAGCGGUCACCUUCUUGCGCAAGAUCAAAGCGGUGGUAGAAGAUCCUCGGCUGCUGCUGCUGGACAUGUGACUUUGCAAACGCCUCGUUACUCUCUAAAAAUACUCGACUGCACCAGACGAACCCAUCAAAACCAAGAAACACCCACAUCAGCCCGCACAGCUGCUUCUAUGUUAAUAUUAAAACCUCCUAUAAUUUUGACAUAUGAGGCUGGAGAAUGUCUCACAUUUAUCCUGCCGUAACACACAAACUGGCGGACGGUAAGGGAGAUAAUAGUAAUAGAAAAACAAUGUCCAGAGCUCACAAUACAAACAAAUUUUUAAAAAACUCCUGCAAAAGUUGCAACUUGUGUCUCCGUAGCAACCAUUUAUUUUAAUGGAUUUGGAGAAAUCUUUACUAGUUUUAUUUUUAUUACAAAAAAUUUUUUAAAAAUCAUAAAAAUUUACAUUUGCAGACCACAUCUGUCUGCAAAUAUGAAUUUGCAUACUUGGCUGCAAAUUUAUAUUCUGGUAACAAUCUUUUUUUUUUUUUUUUUUUUCCUUCAUAAAGACUUGGAAGCAUUAUGGCGGCAAAAAUGAAAACACGCACCUCGGUUAGCAAGCGCCUCAUUCGUCAAUCUUUGCAGAAACAUUUUAUCUCGUGCCAAAUCCGUCCCGCUCCUCCAGUUCUGAUCAGGCGGAUGAGCCGUGUGCCAAAACCGUGGAUCUUCAAAGCCCCAUCGGGCCGCACGCCGCCCCCCACACCCCACCCCCACCCCACACCUCACCUCCCCCGACUCUUGAGAUGCUUCGAAUAAUGGGAUCAUCUCUGACAAAGUCUUGAGGGUUGCUUGGCCUUUUCUCCCACUUCACAAACACAAGCUCAAGUGUGUGCAGCUGGGUACGAUGCCUCUUCAGGGUUUCAUGUUUACUUUAAUAAUCGCGAGAAGGGGGUGACAAUAGCUCCUAAUGUACGUCUUUGUUUCUCUGCCAGAACCUACACAAAUGUCUGAACAACUCCGUUUGGAGGGAAAACACAGAAUUCAUUACGAGACAAAAAAAAACA